Messenger RNA from Condylura cristata (star-nosed mole), 1006 nucleotides. It is a transcript of the gene MRPL16, whose product is annotated as mitochondrial ribosomal protein L16. Bases 84 to 839 code for a protein of 251 amino acids. Gene Ontology annotation, molecular function: rRNA binding; structural constituent of ribosome. Lineage: Eukaryota; Metazoa; Chordata; Mammalia; Eulipotyphla; Talpidae. Gene Ontology annotation, biological process: mitochondrial translation. Gene Ontology annotation, cellular component: ribosome; mitochondrial large ribosomal subunit. The transcript has 4 exons. The record is from RefSeq and is a predicted model, not a curated record.
CCCGCACCGCUUCCGGCGCGGCUGUCAGCGGGCCGGGCGGCUCUCUAUGAGGUUCAUACCCGCACGGCGGGUCGCGCGGUACCAUGUGGCGGCUGGUCACUCGCGCCAGCCUGCCGCUGCUGCGGGCCCCCCUGGCAGAUGCGUGGGCCGCCCCGCCCGCCUGUGCCGGCCUCAAGACGCUGCUCCCGGUGCCGACUUUCGAAGAUGUUUCCAUCCCUGAGAGACCCAAGCUUAAAUUUGUGGAAAGAGUACCACUUGUGCCAAAAAUAAGAAGAGAACAUAAAAAUCUGAGUGACAUUCGGGGACCUUCCACUGAAGCUACUGAGUUCACAGAGGGCAACUUUGCGAUCUUGGCGCUGGGUGGCGGUUACCUGCACUGGGGCCAUUUUGAAAUGAUGCGCCUGACCAUCAACCGCUCCAUGGACCCCAAGAGCAUGUUUGCCCUGUGGCGCGUCCCAGCCCCUUUCAAGCCCAUCACACGCAAGGGCAUGGGGCAGCGCAUGGGAGGCGGCAAAGGCGCCAUCGACCACUACGUGACCCCCGUCAAGGCCGGCCGCCUCAUUGUGGAGCUGGGCGGGCGCUGCGAGUUCGAAGAGGUGCGGGGCUUCCUCAGCCAGGUGGCGCACAAGCUGCCCUUCCGGGCCAAGGCCGUGAGUCGCAAGACCCUGGAGAAGAUGCGGGACGACCAAGAGGAACGGGAGCGGAACAACCAGAACCCCUGGACCUUUGAGCGCAUAGCCACUGCCAACAUGCUGGGGAUACGGAAGGUGCUCAGCCCCUACGACCUGACCCAGAAGGGGCGGUACUGGGGCAAGUUCUACCUGCCUGAGCGCGUGUAGGUGGGCACGGCGGGCGCGGGCCUCAGGGGGCCUGAGCCUCCCCUUAGUCCUCAGCGAACCCGGUGGCGUGUAAGCGGGACUCUGGGAAGCCGGACUCUCGGCUUCCUCUUAAAGUACAUUCUAUUUAUACGUAUUAAAGUCUGAGCACCCUUGGGGUGAGCUGCUCA